CGGCUGGACCCGGCACGGACUGAGCGUUGCACCAGCCCCACCAUGGAGACAAAGAACGGCACGCCAGCCGCGCCCGGCGCAGAGGAGGAGGAGGAGCAGGACUGGGACAUGCCGGUGCCCCCUGACGGCGGCUGGGGCUGGAUGGUCGUCUUCGCCUCCUUCAUGAUUCACGUCAUCGCCGAUGGCGUCAUGUACACCUUCGGCAUAUUCUACGUGGACAUCAGCAGUCACUUCAAGGCCAGCAAAGCGGAGACUUCGUGGAUCGCCUCUAUUAUGGUGGGCGUCACAUUUGGUGCUGGUCCGCUGGUCAGUGGCCUGGUGAACAGGUACGGCUGCAGGCCGGUCUGCAUCGCCGGGGCCUUCACGGGCGCGUUUGGCUUUGUGCUGAGUACACUGGCCAAGAACGUCGAGACCAUGUACGUCACCAUCGGGCUCGUCCUAGGCAUCGGCCUGGGCCUGAUAUACCUCCCAGCCAUCGUCAGUGUGACCUGUUACUUCGAGAAGAAGCGCUCCUUCGCGACAGGCAUCGCCGUGUGCGGCUCCGGACUCGGCACCUUCAUCUUCGCACCGCUGACCGAGAGCCUGGUGAGCAGUUACGGCUGGAAGAGCGCCAUGCUGAUCCUGGCGGCUGUGCUGUGCGGCUGCUCGAUCUUCGGCGUGCUGUUCCGGCCGCUGGAGCCGGUGCGCGCUCCCACACGGCAGCCAGAGAUCACCAACGGCGUAUUGAACAAGCCCGUGCUUCGGGUGGCCGCUGAAGAUCUGGCGUUGAACGGUAGUGCGUCCAAGCGCCCCGUGCCGAGAAACCUGACCGACAGUGACCUACCCGACCAGCAGAGGGCAGCGCCCCUGGUGGUGCUGCCCGGCAAGUCGGAGGUGGGCCGAAUGGCCACCUCUCAGCCUCUGCUGGCGCGCCCGGCGCCCGGCGGCCAGCGGUUCGGCUCACAUGACGUCAUGCACCUGUCGCAUGCUCCGGGCGGCGGCGGCACCGGCCGACGCUCCUCCACUCACCUGGAGGUGAUGCGCCGCAAGGACAUCUUCUACAGCGGCAGUCUGCUCAACAUUCCUCAGUACAAGUCGAACCAGGGAGAGUACGAGCAGGAUGUGUCGGCGGCGCCGGCCGACCCGGCCGCGCGCGCCAUCGUCUGCGGCUGUAUCCAGUGUCCGGCGGACGUGGCCGACACACUGCACGACAUGAUGGGCUUCGCGCUGCUCAAGGACCCCGUCUUCCUCACCUUCGCAAUCUCUAACUUCUUCACCAGCAUCGGCUUCAACGUGCCGUACAUCUACAUCGUGGACAAAGCGAUCCACUCGGGGCUCGACAGGGACCGCGCCAGCUUCCUGCUGUCCAUUGUCGGCAUUAGCAACACGCUGUCGAGGAUCAUCCUCGGCUAUAUAUCAGACCGUCCCUGCGUGAACCGGCUGUGGGUGUACAACUGCGCGCUCACCCUGUCCGGCCUAGCGACGGCGUUCAGUGCCUUCUGCACAAGCUUUGCUACCCUGGCAUUCUACGCGGCCGUCUUCGGCUUCACAAUCGGCGCGUACGUGGGCCUGACGUCCGUCAUCCUGGUGGACUUACUCGGCCUGGACAAGCUGACCAACGCCUUCGGCCUGCUGCUGCUCUUCCAGGGCGUGGCCUCGCUCAUCGGUCCGCCGAUUGCCGGUGGGCUGUUCGACGCCACCCAGUCGUACGACCCGGGCUUCUACGUGGCCGGCGCCAUGGUGGCCAUCAGCGGGGUGAUGCUGUUCUUCAUCCCGUGUGUGCGCCGCUGCGCUGGCGCCGACGUACGUCGCCAGCCGGCCGGCACGCGUCUGGCCGAGCCGGCAGCCUGACGCGGCCGCCCAAAGAUGGCAGCAGGGGCGCGCCGCCACACUGUACCUGACGGGGGGAGAGGGCUGCGCCAGUGGUGCCACCUGCGGCCGACAGACGCUCGACGGCGCGAGGGCGCCGGCCGGCGGGCCGUCCAGUGCUGCCUUCGGUGACCUUAUCGCGACAUAGACCUAUUUUCGUACCGGGGCGUCACUGGUGACGGCCACGUUUGUCGCGCGUGAGGACCGCUGUUCUUCUAGACCCGUGCCGCUCGAGUUCUAUCGAGUGUGCAGAGCUCACAAGCCCCGGCCGCAGUCGGUCGGGAGCCGGGACGGGUACCGUCUAAGCUGUGCCAAACGCUGAGUCGCUCCUACCGGAAGCUUAUUCAGGCCUUUAACAAUCGAUCGACGGUAUCACAGGUGGCAUCUUGCCCUGCAGCACCGGCUAUUAAGCAAUCCGUGGCCGCUUGUGGCUUCUUGGAAACCCUGUUAAACGUAUGAUUUCUCACUCGAUAUUAAGUAGUACCAAGUGUGUAAGUGGUGUUAUUCGCUCGCAAAAAUAAAUGACUUCUGGUAUGCGGCAUCGCACAUUGCGAGGAAGCAACGGGUUUCUCCUCUACCUACCCAUCUGCCAUGAACAGCUCGCCAAGAGAUCCCCGUCCUCAGCAUAGAGUCAUAUAAACCCAUUUUUGUCAUUCAGAUUGCGAAUUAACGUUUCCAAGCCACAGCGCUCCCUCUUACGAGGCAUGACCACCACUGAACACCAAAAGGUAAGCGAGAAUGAUAAAAAUGAAAUUUCUUUUGAGUGAAGAUAAGCAAGGGUCAAAAUAUUGAGCACCAUUAAUGUAUCUGUCAUUUAGCACUACAGCAUUGUUAAGUCAGCCUCUCUUGGUAUCUUAAAGAUAGUUAGCACUAGAUAAAAACUCUGAACUCAUAAUGCCAAGCAAUGAAAUGAUGGAAAACACUCAAGCUAACAGCAUGGGUGGCAUAAGUGGUGUAGCGAUGCUGCAUAGGUAUGUGCGUAUACGUAAGAUGACCAGAAGUGUUCAUCGCCCAGCGUGGAGACCGGUAAGCCACGAACACUGCCACAGCAGUCUGCUAAGAAUGAUGUUACCGUGGCAGGCGAUAGCUUUCGACAUCGCUAUCAAUACACAAGGACCUACUCUCUGCACGUCACAAUACGAGUUGUCUUAUGCUGCCAUAGUUGUAGGCAGAUACCAUUUGAUUUUAAUAAUACCACGGGGCGAUUGGCUACUUGUCUUAUCUUGGCUUGUUGUCAAAGUGCCUUGUCAUAUGCCGUAUUUUGUUUUCAACAGCAGCGUUUAAAAAAAGCGCUGUUCACCAACACCUGUCUGGUUUGCAAAAGUCUGAACGUAAUCCGGCCCAAUUAGAAUAAUGCAUAUAUAAAUGCAUUUCUAGGCAAUGAUCUUAUCACUUUCGAGGAAUGAUCUCAUCACUUUUUUUAGCGUGAAGACAUCCACUGUCAACAUUUUAGUAACGUCCAUUAUUAGCCUGCUCUCGGUAUCCAGUCGCUUACUGCCUUAUUCAACAGUCACACCAAAGAUGAGUAUUACAUUUUGCACACGUAGCUUUCUCGUGAAUUUUAAGCCAGGUCUUUUCAAAAGUUUUUGAGACGUUCUAGUCGGUCAGUGCCCCUUACUACCACAAAGAUAUCGUCUGCGUAGCGACAGUAAGUGUACGGUCUAGUUUAAUCUCGUCAGGUCUCAAGUCAGCUAAAUAAAGUCUCGAAGGCUGCUAACUUCGUUCCAUACACCACAUUGGCAUAACCACAAGACACCCUCACAACGUCUUACAAUGCUCUUACGCGACAAGGCACCUCUGGAGCACAUGUGCUCUGAAAAUGACAGGACAUUGACACGACAACCACUGGCGAACGACAAUGAAAUUCUUCAGACAUGCAAUGAAAGAAGACGGAUUCAAAUUUAAGAAAGCAUAUUUAUCAACGAAUACUCCCCAGCUCUGUACGAACAAACUAUUGCUCACCUCUUCAGUUACUGGGCGGUGGGCUGUAGUUACUGUACAUUUGGUUGUGGUUAUGUAUCUUUGAAGUGUUUUUAUUACGGAUGUAUUUUGUACGCAACCAGGCAAAUAUAAAAUGUUUUGUAUCCUUUGUACUCAAAAUGUUCUUAAGGUCGUGAUGCACAGCUCUCGUUUAUAAACACAAAUAUUGUGCCACUUAUUUUUAAAAAACCACAACUUGUGCCACUUAUAUUUCUGGGACGAUGAGAUAAGGUCUCGAAAGGUUAGAUUGGUGAGUUAUAGACGAGCAACACACACACACACACACACACACACACACACACACACACACACACACACACACACACACACACACACACACACACACACACACA
Pollicipes pollicipes is the source of this 4181-nucleotide messenger RNA. It is a transcript of the gene Mct1, whose product is annotated as Monocarboxylate transporter 1. NCBI's taxonomy places the organism in Eukaryota, Metazoa, Arthropoda, Thecostraca, Pollicipedomorpha, Pollicipedidae. Gene Ontology annotation, biological process: transmembrane transport; monocarboxylic acid transport. Gene Ontology annotation, molecular function: monocarboxylic acid transmembrane transporter activity. The coding region runs from base 43 to 1830 and encodes 595 amino acids. The transcript has 11 exons. The record is from RefSeq and is a predicted model, not a curated record.